This is a messenger RNA of Poecile atricapillus (Black-capped chickadee), 5655 nucleotides long. RefSeq names its product kinesin family member 21B (gene KIF21B). NCBI's taxonomy places the organism in Eukaryota, Metazoa, Chordata, Aves, Passeriformes, Paridae. The coding region runs from base 14 to 4852 and encodes 1612 amino acids. The transcript is spliced from 34 exons. The record is from RefSeq and is a predicted model, not a curated record. Gene Ontology annotation, biological process: microtubule-based movement; mitotic spindle organization. Gene Ontology annotation, molecular function: microtubule motor activity; ATP binding; microtubule binding.
GCCGUGCGGGGCCAUGGCGGCCCCGGACAGCUGCGUGAAGGUGGCCGUGAGGAUCCGUCCGCAGCUGCCCAAAGAGAAGAUAGAGGGAUGUCACAUCUGUACCUCGGUGACACCUGGCGAGCCCCAGGUGCUGCUGGGGAAGGACAAGGCCUUCACCUAUGACUUUGUCUUUGACCUGGACACGUGGCAGGAGCGGAUCUACACAACGUGCAUGGGGAAGCUGAUCGAGGGCUGCUUCGAGGGCUACAAUGCCACAGUGCUGGCCUAUGGGCAGACUGGCGCAGGGAAGACCUACACCAUGGGCACGGGUUUCGACGUGAGCAUCUCUGAGGAGGAGCAGGGCAUCAUCCCACGGGCCAUCAGCCACCUCUUCAGCGGCAUCGAGGAGCGCAAGCGCGCGGCCCAGAGCCAGGGUGUGGCAGCACCCGAGUUCAAAGUCAGCGCCCAGUUCCUGGAGCUCUACAACGAGGAGAUCCUGGACCUGUUCGACAGCAGCCGUGACCCCGACGCGCGCCACCGCAAAUCCAACAUCAAAAUCCACGAGGAUGCCAGUGGGAGCAUCUACACCACGGGGGUCACAUCACGCCUCAUCAGCUCCCAGGAUGAGCUGAUCCAGUGCCUAAAACAAGGAGCUCUUUCCCGCACCACCGCCAGCACCCAGAUGAACGUGCAGAGCUCCCGGUCCCAUGCCAUCUUCACCAUUCACCUGUGCCAGACGAGAGUGUGUGCCCGCCCAGAGCUGGUGAACGAGGAGGUGAGCAGCCUUCUGGAUGGAUCCCAGCCUGCUGCUGAGUACGAGACCUUGACAGCCAAGUUUCACUUUGUGGACCUGGCUGGCUCGGAGAGGCUGAAGCGGACGGGUGCCACUGGCGAGAGAGCCAAGGAAGGGAUCUCCAUCAACUGUGGGCUGCUGGCCUUGGGGAAUGUCAUCAGUGCCCUUGGAGACCAGAGCAAGAAAGUCGUGCACGUGCCCUACCGUGACUCCAAGCUCACCCGCCUGCUGCAGGAUUCCCUCGGGGGCAACAGCCAAACCAUCAUGAUUGCCUGCGUGAGCCCCUCUGACCGGGAUUUCAUGGAGACCCUGAACACGCUCAAGUACGCGAACCGAGCUCGAAACAUCAAGAACAAGGUGGUGGUGAACCAGGACAAGACGAGCCAGCAGAUCAGCGCCCUGCGCGCCGAGAUCGCCCGGCUGCAGAUGGAGCUGAUGGAGUACAAGGCAGGCAAGCGGGUGAUCGGGGAGGACGGUGCCGAGGGCUACAGCGACCUGUUCCGCGAGAACGCCAUGCUGCAGAAGGAGAACAGCGCCCUGCGCAUGAGGGUGAAGGCCAUGCAGGAGGCCAUCGAUGCCAUCAACAGCAGGGUCACCUACCUCAUGAGCCAGGAGGCCAACCUGAUGCUGGCCAAAGCAGGUGACGGAAACGAGGCCAUCGGCACCCUCAUCCAGAACUACAUCCGGGAGAUCGAGGAGCUGAGGACGAAGCUCCUGGAGAGCGAGUCCAUGAACGAGUCCCUGCGCCGCAGCCUCUCUCGGGUCUCUGCCCGGCCGCCCUUCUCGGUGGGCUCCUCUCCGGCCCCCGGCCUGGCCGGGCUCUGCAGCCCCGCGGCCCCGCUGGACACCGAGGCCUCUGACGUGCUCCGCCGGGCCAAGCAGGACCUGGAGCGCCUGAAGAAGAAGGAGAGGAGGCAGCAGAGGAAGAGCCCGGAGAAGGAGGCGUUUAAGAAGCGGCAGAAACUGCAGCAGGACAAUGGGGAGGAGACGGAUGAGAACGAGGUGGAAGAGGAGGAGGAAGAGCAGGACGAGAGCGGCUGUGAGGAAGAGGAUGGGCGCGAGGAUGAAGAUGAGGACUCGGGCAGUGAAGAGAGCCUGGUGGACUCUGACUCGGAUGCAGAGGAGAAGGCCGUGAAUUUCCAGGCCGACCUGGCGGAUCUGACCUGUGAGAUUGAGAUCAAGCAGAAGCUGAUUGAUGAGCUGGAGAACAGCCAGAGGCGUUUGCAGACCCUCAAGCACCAGUAUGAGGAGAAGCUGAUCCUACUGCAGAACAAGAUUCGGGACACACAGCUGGAGCGGGACCGGGUCCUGCAGAACCUCAGCACCAUGGAGUGCUACACUGAGGAGAAAGCCAACAAGAUCAAAGCAGACUAUGAGAAGCGGCUGAAGGAGAUGAACAGGGACCUGCAGAAGCUCCAGGCAGCCCAGAAGGAGCACGCUCGCCUGCUCAAGAACCAGUCCCGCUAUGAGCGCGAGCUGCGGAAGCUGCAGGCAGAAGUGGCCGAGAUGAAGAAGGCAAAGGUGGCUCUGAUGAAGCAGAUGCGGGAGGAGCAGCAGCGGCGGCGGCUGGCAGAGACCAAGAGGAACCGGGAGAUUGCGCAGCUCAAGAAGGAGCAGCGCCGGCAGGAGUUCCAGAUCAGGGCUCUGGAAUCUCAGAAGCGACAGCAGGAAAUAGUGCUGCGGAGGAAAACCCAGGAGGUGUCCGCACUGCGCCGUCUGGCCAAGCCCAUGUCGGAGCGGGUGGCGGGCAGGAUGAGCCAGAAGCCGGCCAUGCUGGACUCGGGAGCAGAGGUCUCGGCCAGCACCACCUCCUCCGAGCCCGAGUCCGGCGCUCGCUCCGUCUCCAGCAUCGUGCGCCAGUGGAACAGGAAAAUCAACAACUUUCUGGGAGACCCCUCAUCCUCCAUUAAUGGGGCUCGGCCUGCCAGGAAGAAGUUCCCCAAGAAGGGGACAAGCCAGACCUUCAGCAAAGCCGCCCGCCUCAAGUGGCAGUCCCUGGAGCGGCGCAUCUUCGACAUUGUCAUGCAGAGAAUGACCAUCAUCAACCUAGAGGCAGACAUGGAGAGGCUCAUCAAGAAACGCGAGGAGCUGUCACUGCUGCAGGAGGCGUUGCUGGGCAAGCGGGCAAAGCUGCAGGCAGAGAGCCCCAAGGAGCAGAAGGGUCUGCAAGAGCUGAACGAGGAGAUUGAGGUGCUGGGGGCCAACAUUGACUACAUCAACGACAGCAUUUCAGACUGCCAGGCCACCAUCAUGCAGAUUGAGGAGACCAAGGAGGAGCUGGACUCCACAGACACCUCGGUGGUGAUCAGCUCCUGCUCCCUGGCCGAAGCCCGGCUGCUGCUGGACAACUUCCUGAAAGCCUCCAUCGACAAGGGGCUGCAGGUGGCCCAGAAGGAGGCCCAGAUCCGCCUGCUGGAGGGGCGCCUGCGGCAGUCGGACGUGGCCAGCUCCUCGCAGAACCACGCUCUGCUGGACGCCCUGCGCGAGAAGGCAGAGUCACACCCCGAGCUGCAGGCCCUGAUCCACAACGUCCAGCAAGAGAAUGGCUACACCAGCACGGACGAGGAAGUCUCCGAGUUCAGCCUGGCCUCAGAUGGGAGCAUCUCCCAGUCCUUCACCAUGAAGGGCUCAGCAAGCCAGGAUGAUUUCAAAUUCAAGGGAGAGCCCAAGCUUUCGGGGCAGAUGAAGGCAGUGUCAGCUGAGUGUCUGGGACCCACGCUGGACGUCUCCACCAAGAACAUCACCAAGUCCUUGGCAUCCCUCAUGGAGAUCAAAGAGGACAGGAUUGGCUUCUCCAUCCGAGACCCCUACUACAAGGAGAAGGUGUCACGCACCAUCAGCCUGCCCACGCGAGGAAGCACCUUUCCCAGGCAGUCCCGGGGCUCGGACACUUCUCCUCUGACAAGGAGGAAAUCCUAUGACCGUGGGCAGCCCGCCAGGCCUGCAGACAUUGGCUUCACACCACCCUCGUCCCCACCCACCCGUCCGCGCAAUGACCGCAACGUCUUCUCCCGUCUCACGAGCACCCAGAGCCCGGGAUCUGCCUUGGACAAGGGCAUCAUCAACCCGGUGGGUGGCACCAAGAAUGCCAGGACAGCCCCGCUGCAGUGUGUCUCAGUGGCAGAGGGACACACCAAGCCUGUGCUCUGCCUGGAUGCCACCGAUGAGCUGCUCUUCACUGGCUCCAAAGACCGGAGCUGCAAAAUGUGGAACCUGGUGACAGGCCAGGAAAUCGCUUCUCUCAAGGGUCACCCCAACAAUGUGGUUUCCAUCAAGUACUGCAGCCACACGGGGCUGGUGUUCACCGUGUCCACGUCGUACAUCAAAGUGUGGGACAUCCGCGACUCGGCCCGCUGCAUCCGCACCCUCACGUCUUCUGGGCAGGUGAUGUCUGGGGAUGCGUGUGCUGGGACCACCACCCGCACCGUCACCAGCGUGCAGGGGGAGCACCAGAUCAACCAGAUCGCUCUCAACCCCUCGGGCACCGCGCUCUACGCCGCUGCCGGCAACUCCGUCCGCGUCUGGGAGCUGAGCAGGCUGCAGCCCGUGGGGAAGCUGAGUGGCCACAUCGGGCCUGUGAUGUGUCUCACAGUGAACCAGACGGCGAGCAACCACGACCUGGUGGUCACAGGCUCCAAAGAUCACUACGUCAAGGUGUUUGAGAUCACAGAGGGCAUGGUGGGCAAUAUUGGCCCCACUCACAACUUCGAGCCCCCUCACUACGACGGCAUUGAGUGCCUGGCCAUCCAGGGAGAUGUUCUCUUCAGCGGCUCCAGGGACAACGGCAUAAAGAAGUGGGAUCUGGAGCAGCAGGAACUUAUCCAGCAAAUCCCCAAUGCCCACAAAGACUGGGUCUGUGCCCUGGCCUUCAUCCCCGGGCGCCCCAUGGUGCUGAGCGCCUGCCGAGGAGGCGUCAUCAAGGUGUGGAACGUGGACACCUUCACCCCAGUCGGGGAGAUCAAGGGGCACGACAGCCCCAUCAACGCCAUCUGCACCAACUCCAAGCACAUCUUCACUGCCUCCAGCGACUUGACAGUGAAGCUCUGGAGUGGGAGGAGGUUGCCUGCGGGGUCAAACUAGGAACUGCAGAAAGACUGGAAGGCGUGGGGGCAGGGUGAAGGUCAGGGUGCCUCCCCCUGCUAUCAGGACUUGGUCACCUGCAGGAGCUCAGCCCAGGACAGGGAUUUCUUUGUGCCUGACCCAACGGGGUGGACAAUGCUGCACCUGGUACUUUGAACACUGUCAGCUCCUGUGAGGAAGCAGCUCUGUGGGGCACCAGCAGCUCCACCUGCCCUCCAGCUGAGGUUUCUUGAUGGUUCUCCAGUGAACGGGAAAUGUUUCGUCUCUCCUCUCACCCAUCCUGCUGUAAGGACUUGUGGGGGUCAGAGAUCCCCGAUUCCUUCUCAGAGACACCCAGUUCCCUCCUGCCACUGUGGGCUCACGUGGCCUCUGCCGUGCUGUGCUGCUCCUGGGCUGGUUCCUGCAGGAGUCUUUCUCCACUCCACGAGGACAUUUGGUGUCUGCUGGCCAGGACCACAACACAGAGGGUGCUUCUCUGGAGCCAUUACUUGUGAGACACCUCUGCUGUGGGGACCACAGAGGGAUUUCCUGGUACUCCUAGCCUUCCCUGUCCUCUGUGGACCUGUCCCCCAUGGUUAGAGGGGUGCACCUCUAAGCUCCUUUGCCAUGUUCCCUCUCGUGAGGCACAGCAAGCCUGGGAAGAUCUCCAUCGGGCAACUUCCAGACAGACCUGCUGCAGUUCCCUUUGACAUUCUCCAAACCCCAGAAACUCAACUGCCCCAUGGCUCUGGGCUCUUCCCCACAUGCCCUGCCUGCUCUGGACAUCGUGACCCCCAUCAGGGGUUUGUGGUGGGUUCCAGCAG